AUGGAUUUCAAUAGUCGUUGUAUCUGUAUCUUCACAACCAAAAACAGUUGACACCAUAAACACAAAUCAAUGGGGAUAUCAGCAUCAAAGCGAGUAAGCCACCACUUCCGCACUUCCCAAGAAUUCACCUCCUCUUGCAACACCAUCUUCUCCGACCUCCAAACCCUAACUCAACACGCCUCCCCGGGUCAAAUCUUCGCCUACCAACUCCCCGAUGCCGCACUCCGCCUCCACAAUUCUCUCUCCUCCCCUCCCCUCAAGACCUGGUGUCCUUCCCCUCCCUCUCGCGCGCAAGUCGACGGCGCGUACCGAUCGCUUCGAAGGAAGUCUCCACCGGAGGAAACUCUAAGCUCCGACGAGUUUAGAGAGUUUGCUAUUGUUAUGUUUACUGACGCCAUCGUUUCGAACGCCUCGAAGGCGGUGGCGAGUAAGGUUUGUGUCGGAGUUGCGGGGAUUGCUGGCGUUGGGAUGGUGGCGAGAAUCGGCGGUGGUUUGGUAGGGUCUGUGAUUGGGAUUUACGCUAUCGGAAUUGCUACUUCGGUUUAUGUUAGUUUGGGUUAGAUUAGAGGAGGAUUUGGUUGAUUAGAGCAAUUGAUUUGUUAUAAUGUGUUUUUUUUAAAUGAACAUUUGUUUCUUUUGAGGGAAUUAAAUGAACAUUUGUUGAAUAAUUGUUAAUAUUGCAACUUUUUAGGUUGGAUA
Messenger RNA from Spinacia oleracea (spinach), 699 nucleotides. RefSeq lists its product as uncharacterized. The transcript has a single exon. NCBI's taxonomy places the organism in Eukaryota, Viridiplantae, Streptophyta, Magnoliopsida, Caryophyllales, Amaranthaceae. Bases 70 to 561 code for a protein of 163 amino acids. The record is from RefSeq and is a predicted model, not a curated record.